AUCUUGUAAAUUGCACUAAAUCUAUCCAUUCGCUAACUACGGAUCAAAUCCCUGAAAUAAAGAAAAAGAAAUUUUUUUUUUUUUUUUUUGCUUUCCAUUUUUGAUUUUAAUACAGAAGUUUACAUCGUUGUCUGAAUCAAUUUUUAAUAUAGUAUAUACCCCUUCAGAAUCAAGUUGUAAACUAGUACUUUCGUUUGGCAUCAUUUAUAGUCUAUAAUAUUCAUAUUCAUAUUCAUAGCAUAGAAGUACAUUAAAUCAAAUCAUAUAUCAUAUCAUAUCACCCAACCCGUGCCUUUUACUAUAGAGCAUAUUUUAAUAGAUACCCCACCACACAUAUCCACUUCAUAAUGUUGAUAAUACAGAAAUCAAGCUGGUUCUUGUUUCUCCUUCUAUCUUUCAUCAUCAAUCCUAUAUUUGCUGAUAGAACUCUUUCUGCAACCUCCUUGGUAACAUGUAUGCAAAAUUCUCAAAUUUCUCCAUCAUAUUUUAAUGUUACUUUUAAUCCAGAUGAUAAAUCUUUAAGAUAUUCUCUUGAUUUAACUACUGAAAUCUCAACUUAUGUCAUAGCUCAUGUUCAAGUUUAUGCUUAUGGCUUUGUAAUCAUUGAAGAAGAUAUCGAUUUAUGUACCUUAGGUUGGAAACAAUUUUGUCCUGUUUAUCCUGGGGCUUUACAAGUUGAAUCGAUUGAAUAUAUUAGUGAAUCUUAUGUUAAAGAUAUUCCUGGUAUUGCUUAUUUAGUCCCUGAUAUCGAUGCUGUGGUUAAAGUCAUUGUUAAAGAUGCAUCAACCGGGGUUCAAUUAUCUUGUUUACAAGCAAGUUUCACUAAUGGUAAAACUAUCAAUCAAACUGGAGCAAAAUGGGCUACUGCCAUUAUUGCUGGUUUAGGAUUGUUAAUCGCAGCUAUCUUAUCAACUUUUGGUAAUUCAAAUGCUGCGUCUCAUAUUUCAGCAAAUGCUGUAUCUCUUUUCCUUUAUUUCCAAAGUGUAGUAGUGGUUUCAAUGCAACACGUUGAAAGAGUUCCACCUAUUGCAAGUUCUUGGGCUGAAAAUUUAGCUUGGUCAAUGGGUUUAAUCAAAGUCGAAUUCAUGCAAGAUAUCUUUAGAUGGUAUGUUCAAGCUACUGGUGGUACCCCAACUACUUAUUUCAAAGGUACUACCAAACAAAUCUUAGUUCAAAGAGCUCUUGAUUUCUUUGAUAAUCUUCAUGAAUAUGCUAAAAGAUCUCUUGAUUUUGGUUUACAAGGUAAUAGUAAUUUAAUUGUGUUAAGAGGUAUUGAAAGAAUUGGUUAUGAUUCAAAUAUUGAAGUCACUUCUAUUGUCGUAACUGGUUUCACAUUUUUCAUUUUAAUGGGUUAUCUUUUAAUUUUCAUUUUAGUCAUUAUAAAAUCAAUCUUGGAUUUAUUAUAUAGAUCAGGAAAAUUAAAAAAUAGAACUUUUUCUCAUUUUAGAUUAAAUUUCCUGCAAAUCUUAAAAGGUUCAUUAUUAAGAUACAUUUAUAUUGGUUUUACUCAAUUGAUUAUCCUUUCAUUAUGGGAAUUCAUGCAACAAGAUUCUCCAGCUGUGAUUGUUUUAGCAGUUUUAUUCCUUAUCUUGCCAUUAGGUGUAUUGUCAUAUUCUUAUUAUAAGACUUUAACCUUUGGAAGAAGAUCAAUUCAAAAACAUAAAAAUCCAGCUGCUAUCUUAUAUGGGGAUGGUAAAUUUUUAAAUAAAUAUGGUUAUUGUUAUACCAUGUUUCAUGCCAACAAAUAUUGGUUCGGUGUGGUGCUUUUAUCUUAUAAUUUAGUCAAAGGUAUUUUCAUUGGAUUAUGUCAAGGUUCAGGUAAAGUAUCAUCCAUGGUUUUAUUCAUUGUUGAUCUUGCUUAUACCAUUUAUUUAAUUUAUGAAAGUCCUUAUUUAAAUAAGCCAACCAAUAUCUUGAAUUAUUUAAUUUCCAUCGUUACCACUGCUAAUUCAUUCCUUUUCCUUUUCUUUUCCGAUUUAUUUGGUCAACCGGCUCCAGUAGCUUCUAUUAUGGGAUGGGUAUUUUUCAUUUUAAAUGCUGGAUUUUCAUUAAUUCUUUUAGUAUUCAUCAUUGUCUUGAUUGUUAUGAGUGUUAUUUCAAAGAAUCCAGAUGCAAGAUUUGCUCCUGCUAAAGAUGAUAGAUCAUCAUUCCAAAGAAAAUCAUCUGUUAAACAACGUGAUGAUUUACAAUCAGAUACUGGAAAUGGUAAUGGUGAACUUGCCGCUUUAGGUUUGGCUGCUCAAGAUCACGCUACCGAUUGGGAAGCUCAAAUGUAUAAAUUAAAUGAUCUUUCAGGUGUAGAUGAUACUACUAGUGGUAAUGAAAUCUUAACUCCUUCAUUAGAAAAUGAAGAUAAAUUUAAUAAUGAAAAAGGUUUGAAUGAUGAUAAUCAAAAUGGUGUUGCUGGUGGUUUCUCAAGAUUGAAAAAUAUGGUGGCUAGAAAAUUAUCUACAAGAAGACCAAAUGAAAAUUCAAACACUAAUAAAGACACAACUUUAGUAAGUAGUUCAUCAGAUUCAAGUAAUACAAAGGGUAAUAUCAGAAUGAGUGAUACAUUAAUCAAUACAAAUGAUGAAGAUUAUGAUGAUGAUUAUGAUAAUUUUGAUGAAGAUGUCACUCAUACUGCUCCACGUAUGACUCAACAUAAUAGAAAUGAAUCAAAUAUUUCAAACUAUUCAGCCCCUACAAACACUAAAGAUUUAAUUUAA
Messenger RNA from Scheffersomyces coipomensis, 2708 nucleotides. RefSeq names its product putative flavin adenine dinucleotide transporter (gene FLC1). NCBI's taxonomy places the organism in Eukaryota, Fungi, Ascomycota, Pichiomycetes, Serinales, Debaryomycetaceae. The record is from RefSeq and is a predicted model, not a curated record. Gene Ontology annotation, cellular component: membrane. Bases 348 to 2708 code for a protein of 786 amino acids. Gene Ontology annotation, biological process: transmembrane transport; fungal-type cell wall biogenesis. The transcript has 2 exons.